GCUGCCUCCGCCCCCUUCCGCCUCUCCCCGCGGAACUACAGCUCCCGGGGCGCCCCGCGCCGUUCCCAUGGCGACAGGCAGCCGGGCCCGGGCGGACAGCGGCGAUGCCCAAGGCCGGCGAUACUCUGUGGGAUAUUGCUAGAGACGAAGUGGAGAAGAGAGAAAACUCCGGCGACGAUGGCGAGCGCGUGGAAGUUUGGGAAAAAUCAGUGUUGUUUAUGGGAAGCAAAAACGGGGGGAAGACCACUAUCAUACUGAGGUGUCUUGAGAGGGAAGAGAUUCCAAAGCCAACGUUAGUUUUGGAAUAUACCUUCGGGAGAAGGGCAAGGAGACACAAUGCACCCAAAGAUAUAGCUCAUUUUUGGGAAAUAGGUGGUGGAACCUCGUUAUUGGAACUGGUUCGAAUACCAAUCACCGUCAACAACGUAAGGUCAUUUGCAGUAGUUCUCGUAUUGGAUCUAUCCAAACCUAAUGAACUGUGGAUGACUAUGGAGAAUCUUCUGCAGGCCACCAGAAACCACGUGAAUAAAAUUUUAGCCAAACUGGAAAAGGCAGAUCCUGAAGCAGCUGCUGAAAUUAAGCAGAAGAUGCAGAACAAUCUACAGAGGGAUCAUCCAGAUUAUGACUUGGUUGACCCUUUUCCAAUACCCUUGGUGAUUAUUGGAAGCAAAUACGAUAUAUUUCAUGAGUUUGACUCUGAAAUGAGGAAAAUAAUAAGCAGGACACUUCGAUUUGUUUCACAUUAUUAUGGAGCAUCACUGGCGUUUACCAGUAAAUCUGAGGCUCUCCUGCUGAAAGCUCGUGCUCUUAUUAAUCACUUGGCAUUUGGCUACGAUAGAAGCAAGUCCAUAUCAGUGGAUCACAGCAAACCACUAUUUAUCCCAGCAGGCCUGGAUUCACUGAGCCAAAUAGGGCCACCACCCACCUCUGACAGCAACAUUGGAAAGAUGCGUGCAAACACACCUUUAGAACUGUGGAAGAAGGUGUUUGAGAAGAUGUUUCCUCCCAAGAGUUUCAGUGAUUUACAAGACAGCAAGGACCCUGCACAGGACUCACAAUAUGCUGAGUAUGAAGUUGAUGUCAUGAGAGCUCAGAAAAACCAGGUUCUGGAUCAAAAACAACCAUGUCACUCAUUUGGUUGGUUCUAAAACAUCUGUCCUGUGUUGCAAUAAUGGGCUAAUGAACCAUGUCAUUCACAACUGGUGUCAUCUUUGGUGUCAGAUCUGACACUGUUAUUCACACCCCAUCGGUAUCUGAUUGUGGUUGGGAUCAGUUAAUCAUAUAUUGGCCAACAUGAGAACCAGCCAUAUUUUUCUCAGCAUUUUGUCCUGCUAUGAGCAUAUUGCAGAACUUCAGAAGAGCACUUCAGAUUAAACAAAAUAGAAGCUUUCAUGCUGUGCAGUGAACCUCCUGUCCAGUGCUAGUGGGCAGAGGGUUGUGACACUCACCGUUACAGCAGGAGCAUCUUUCCUUUUCUCCAGAGAAGUGCUAGUCUUCAUGUGAGGAAGGUUAUGUAGGGUGCUGAUACAGCUGCCAAGAGUAAGCUCUUUUGUGUUGGCAUGAAAACAUACCCAAGUGGGUACAGCACAGGCAUUUUAUUGUUGGUUUAAGAGCCUUAUUAGAGCACAGUUAUUAAACUUCUGCUGAAUCUUAAUUGCUUAUUUUAAUCCUAGUACUUGUUUCUUUUUACUGUCUUACAGACUGAGAGCAAGUUCAGUCAGAAACCAUAUUUAAAAAAGACAGUUAAAGUUGCAGUGCCAGUCUCUUAGGACUGAGGGAAUGAAACAAUUAAAGCUUUUCCUGCGAUCGUAAUUUUACUCCUUGUUUGUAGACAUUACAGUAUUGUCUUUAAUUACAUGAUCAUGUACUAUUUUGCUGAUGUCUCAGUUCAGUUGUUCAGCAUUUCUUUUCAUUAUACUCAUUCUUUGUGUACCUUAUUUCUCAACCUGCCAUUCAGACACUUCAGUGAACACAAAAGUAUUAAUUUUUUUCUCUAAGAAUGUGUGGUAAUGUUAUCUUAUCUGAGUGCCUCACAAACAUCAGUUAAGUCUUUCUUCUCAAUCCCUUUAUGAGAUAGCUGGGAUCUUCCCCAUUUGACAGUUGAAGAAUUUAUAGCAGCACAGAAGUACAGAAGCAGUAAGGUUAAAAAUAUAUAUAUAAAAGAAAGGAAAAAAAUUCACUUUUAGCCAGAGUUGAGGCAUUUAGGACAAGUUGCUGGCACACCAAUAACAUUUAAAACAUUCUAAGCACACUGAAAGUAAUUAUUAAUUCUGCACAUCUGAUCUGCAUGAUGUAUUUACCCCUUUUUGUAGCAUUUGAGAAAGCUGUUGGAACUGAAGUUAUUUUCUUAGCAUCAAAUAGGAUACAUGUACUUCUCAAAAUAUCCCUGUAUUCUCUCUACUUCUACUACCAAACUGCUGGAGGUUUGCCACCAGUUCCGAACGUUCUGAGAUCACAGUUACUUCAUAUUAAUAGUGAGGGAACGAAAUACUGAGUAUAGACUGGCUUAAAGAUGGAACAAUAUGCAGUCUCACGGGACUUGUAUUUCAUAAUGCAACUUAAUACAUUUAGACACAGUUUGUUCUGCAUCAGUCAUCAGUGAGUAAACUGUAAAACUCAACUCUUGUAAGCAUCAGAAGGAUAUGCACUAAUUAAAAAAUCCUGUUACUGCUCAGAAACCUGUGGUGCUUUCUGAUAGUUUUGCACUGCUGGUGAAGCUGCUGAAAUUACUGCCUGCAAGAGAAAAUUCAUUAGAGCUUCCUCACAGUUAUUAGGCAAUGAUUUUUCUGUCGCUCAUGUUAAACACUUGAGCAAUUUUGAGGAUCUCCACUGCAUUUAUACUUAUUGCUGCUUUAUGUUCAGUCCUUUUCCCUCCUUCCCCCUCCCAUUUUUCUUCUCAUCAUCCCAAGCUACUUCAACCAUAAGUGCAUAGACGUUAUUGUUUGUGACUCCUGGAGGCUAACUUUUCUUAUUUGCUUUGGCAGAUAAUUUUAAUCUGUAUUUUGUCUCUUUUUGGCUUGAGAGUAAAUUUCCAAAAGGAUGAAUGUUCUUUUCUGCUUAAAGCAUUUUGAGAAGAGGUGCUCCUGGUUUUUAAGUAAACUUAGGAGCAAGAAUAGAAAUACAUUGAAAUCUUACUGAAAGAGUUGUACUACUCCUAAAUUAGCAUGGCUCUUUUGAAGCUCAUACAAAAAGCUGCUUCAAGCUUCUCUUGAAGUGGUUGCUGUUAGCAUGAAUUCCUCAACAAACAAUGGAAACAACUAAUAAAAACCAGAAUUUUUGCCUGCUUAGUCCUACUCACAGCAGUAUGUUUGCACAGCCUGAUUCAGUAUCUUGACAGAUCAUAGAGCUGUCUAAAUGCAGACAUUUGCUUUUAGAAGCUUUUCAGGUAACCCAUUUUAAAUCUGACCUUCA
This is a messenger RNA of Tympanuchus pallidicinctus (lesser prairie-chicken), 3411 nucleotides long. It is a transcript of the gene DYNC2LI1, whose product is annotated as dynein cytoplasmic 2 light intermediate chain 1. Gene Ontology annotation, cellular component: ciliary basal body; axoneme; cytoplasmic dynein complex. Gene Ontology annotation, biological process: intraciliary transport involved in cilium assembly; intraciliary retrograde transport. Bases 105 to 1148 code for a protein of 347 amino acids. The transcript has 13 exons. Gene Ontology annotation, molecular function: dynein heavy chain binding. The record is from RefSeq and is a predicted model, not a curated record. Lineage: Eukaryota; Metazoa; Chordata; Aves; Galliformes; Phasianidae.